UUUGUGGCGAUUGGUUUCUUUGCAACUUUGUAGCUCCUUCUUCUUCCUUCCCUUCUUUGGAGUUUUUUUUCUUUCUUUUCUUCACGCCCGUUUGGUUUUCAUUGGUGUUUUUCGACUUGGUAGUUUUAUAGUUUUCAUUGGGAAGUCAGCAUGUCUUCUGCUGCAGAACCCUUUAGCCGGGCGGCCAAGAAGAACUUGAAGCGACGUGCCAAAAAGAGGCAAGCUGAGGGCGGAGAGGAGGCUCCAGAUGCUCUCAAAGCCAAUGGGGUGCCUACUGCUACCACGGCUGCGAAUGGCUCCUCUGCUCAGCUCGUGAAUGGCCAGAAUGCUGCGGAUGCACCUAAGCAGGGAAACGCUGCGUCUACCAGCAAUGUCGACACUAUGCGUACUAGACUCAAGCACCUCCAGCGUAAAGUGAAGGAGAUCUACAAACUGGAGGAGGCCAAGGCCAAAGGCACUCGCCUAGAUGCAACACAGAUGAUGAAGUUGAAGAGUAAAAACACUAUGCUGAAUGAGAUCUACGACAUUGAAGUCGAGCUCAACAAGAUUGCGGCGCGGGAUGCACAGGCAAAGAACGUCACAUCCACCGCAGCCGCCGGCUCAGACCACACUACCACUGCGACCGCUACUUCAGCAGAGAGCAGCGUGUCUGUGAACGGUCACGCCACAGUCGAGCCAGUGGUUACAAGCCACACCAACAGUAACCACCAGCACUUCCACCAGCAGCAGCCGCACAACAACAACAACGGCCUUGUCCUUGGCGCCGCCAGCACUGCACCGUCGGCAGUCGUCUCUACCACCGCCAGCACCAUGUCGCAUGUCAUCCCAUCGCCCCAGGUGGCUCUCAACGCCGCUGCCGGCUUUCCCAUGCUACCACCGCAGCCCGUUGGCAACCCGCUACUCCCGCUGCCUGCCAACAUGCCCUACUUCUUGCCGAAUAUGAUGAUGCCGCCCCCGCCCGCACCCAACAUGAUGGGCUACUUCCCCCCGGUCCGGCCCUUCCCGCCCGUCCCCAUGGGGGCGCCCAUGCCCGUGCCGGACUCCGCCGCCAUGCCGACGCAGGCGAUGGGCACCGGGGACAUGCGCCCGGUCAGCUCUCAGCCGUCUGUGCCCGCCGCCAUGGUACCGGCACAGCAGGCCAACGCUGCAGCGGCGGCGGCAGCAGCAGUGUCACAGCAAGCGUUUGCCGCACCACCGGCAAUGGGCAUGUAUCAGCAAGUGCCCCCACCAGCAGCACCGGCAAGACGCUCAGCCACCAAAAUCGUGAUACGCGACCCCAACACGGGAAACGACAUUACGGAGCAGAUCCUUGGCAAGCGGACCAUGCCGCUGUCUCCGGACAACUCUGACGUAGGCUGUCCGCUGAACGGCGGCUACCCACCAUUGGUCUGCAGUAGCAGUGAUGCGUCCAACGGCAGCACGGGGGUAGGCGCGCAGAGCAAUGCAACAUCCCCAGCCACGGCCACUGCUGCCGGUGCUGGUCUCGCUGGUUCGUCGGGUAACCUUGCCGAGCAGGUUGCACUGCUGGGCAUCAGUGGAGCCUCGACGCCGUCCUCUCCGUCAUCCCCGCAGAACGUUGCACCGCUGGGCGCCUGGAGCACAGGUCCCGGUCCAGCGGCGUAUGCAUCCGCCGAGCCACCCACCCACGUCAGCAGUGGACCAGUCGUGGCCUGAGUCGUCGAGUCGGUGUGUUUGUGCUGUCAUAUUUUGAGGAUAUCCACGCUGUUCACCUGGUGCGUAUGCGCCCCACCUGCUGCUGUCCUUCACUAUCACCGCAUGCUAGAUACCAUCUGGUCAUUCUGCAACCUUGCGCUCGCUCGUCAAAUUUGUGCAGUUUAUGAGCUCCGAACUGGCAAUAGGCCUGAUGCCAGCUGCAAAGAGUUACAACUGGCGUUUCCAACGGUAUUGCUUGGAUCCAGGCCGAUGCCGUCCCAUGCCGCAGCUCUCUACAGGAUAGACAUGUUGUCCAGGUGCGUUGUUGGUGUGGCAAGACCGACUUGGCGACACUCUCGUGUCUUGUCUUGCCUCGUCUGCUUGGAACUUGUAAUUACUGGCAUGCCCCUGUGCUUGAGUGCGUUGAUGAUGAUGCUGAUGCGUUGCCGUGUGGCAUUGGCUAGUAGGCUGGCUACUCGGCGGCGCCGUUUGAUGGUGGAUUACGACUCGCUGCAUGUGUGUGUGCGGCUGUCGAGUGCUGCUCCAGUGUGGUUGCUACUCGGUGGGGCAUUCUGAACCCUCGUCGCCGUGAUCUGCCAGUGCGUGUGGGAGCUGUACAGUAGCCCCGGCUUCUUGAGUAGUGUGCACUGGUCGACCUGAUGUCGCGCAGCACCGGCACCAAUGCCCGCAACAAACUUUCAUUCUAUUUAUUAUUGCCCCCCCCCCCCCCCCCCCCUGAAGAUUGAACGGCAAGUGUCAGACAUUUGGCAGCCCGUGAAUCACAAUGUUGAUCCUGAAACUUCGUUCCUGUUGUCCCGGCUUGCUGGGCAUUUAGUCUUGCGCUCCUCCAGCGGUCAUCCCUGGCCUGCAGUGGUCUUUUGGAGCCAUGUAGUCCGAACCCAAUUUGCUCAGUGGGCUCUAUGUGCAGUCUUGCGCCUGCUUCUCUGCCGUGUUUGUGAUGCAACAGCGCUCUGUCACCAUUCACGCUAAACGCAUCGUACCUUCUGCUUCACCCCGGGUGUGUUUUCUAUUUUUUCUUUCCUUUCUUGCAUGUGUGUGUGUGUGUGUCUGCGCGUGUCUCCCUUGCGUGGCUUCACUAACCUAUGUGUGUCGCUGACUUCUGGUCCCUUGUCCCGUGUGCACCCUUAUGUUGUUGCUAUGUCGUCCCACUUACUACUGCUGCUGCUGUUAUGCGUUUGAUUGUGCCGCACGCCGAGCACUGUACGGGCUGCUCCGGCCGGCUCCUUGUGCUGUCUAAUAUUUACUUUAACGCAACUUAUUAUAUUUGGACGUAUCCCUGGUCCAGGAACGACUUAUCUAGAGAAAAGAGGGCGACGGAACAGCACUUCUACUCCGUGUUUAUAUACUGCACAUCCAUCUCUUUUAUGCCUUUUUUGCCUCUCUCUUUGCAUUCGACAGCAUAGGUUUCGUCGCCUCGCCCCCCCCCCCCCCCCCCGACUUUCUUCGGCGUGGCUCUGGUUUCUGCUUUCCCCUCUUUUCUGGCCUUACUCCGUCACACUGCUGUGUUGUUGCACACGCACAGCGCUCACUGCAGCAUCUCUUCCUUCUCGCCUCACUCUUCCUAUUCGAAUUAUCUGUUAUACUUGCCGUUUCCCCCUGCGCAUCCAUUUAACUUGCUAGCAGCAUUGUUGCAAACCCCUGUAGCUACUAACGCCUCCCUUGCUUGCUCGAUUAGUUCUAACAUAUACUUUGAUGAAGUACCUCCAGCCUCAUGCCCGUCUGAGCUAAGAUACCCUUCCGUUCUUGUUGUGAGUGAGUUGUCGAAGGCACAGUCUA
Sycon ciliatum is the source of this 3450-nucleotide messenger RNA. RefSeq lists its product as uncharacterized. The transcript is spliced from 7 exons. Bases 151 to 1674 code for a protein of 507 amino acids. Lineage: Eukaryota; Metazoa; Porifera; Calcarea; Leucosolenida; Sycettidae. The record is from RefSeq and is a predicted model, not a curated record.